Eriocheir sinensis (Chinese mitten crab) is the source of this 2200-nucleotide messenger RNA. RefSeq names its product dedicator of cytokinesis protein 5-like. Lineage: Eukaryota; Metazoa; Arthropoda; Malacostraca; Decapoda; Varunidae. Gene Ontology annotation, molecular function: small GTPase binding; guanyl-nucleotide exchange factor activity. Gene Ontology annotation, cellular component: plasma membrane; cytoplasm. Gene Ontology annotation, biological process: cell migration; small GTPase-mediated signal transduction. The record is from RefSeq and is a predicted model, not a curated record. The coding region runs from base 80 to 2185 and encodes 701 amino acids. The transcript is spliced from 15 exons.
CCACAAGUCGCUGCAGAAGAAGGGCAGCAAACUUGUCUCCACGGUGACCCAGCUCCUCGACCGCCUCCUCCAGUACAGGAUGGUCAUGAACACGCCAGACAACUCCAUCGAAACGCGCAUGGGCUGCAUCGUGAACCUGCUGGACUUCUACUCCAAGAUCAACCGCAAGGAACUCUAUCUCCGCUAUGUCUACAAGCUCUGCAAGUUGCACCUCGACUGCGACAACUACACCGAGGCGAGCUACUCCCUAAUGCUGCACUCCAACCUGCUCUCGUGGACCCCGGCACCCCUCGGCCCGUCGCUGAAGUCACCCUUGCACGACACGGUGACGACCCACAAUGAACUGAAGGAGAGGCUCUACGAGGACAUCAUUGUGUACUUUGAUAAGGGAAAGAUGUGGGAGGAGGCGCUGAAGCUAUGCAAGGAGAUGGUCAAAUACUACGAGGUUGAGUGUUAUGACUAUGAGAAGCUGUCCGAGCUGUUGAUACGCAUGGCCGCCUUCUACAAGAACAUCAUGAACCCUCAGAUGCUACGCCCGGAGCCAAACUACUUCAGGGUUGCUUACUACGGCAGAGGCUUCCCGGCUUUCCUGCAGAACAAGGUGUUUGUGUACCGCGGGAACGGGUACGAGCGCCUGGAGGACUUCACCCGCCGCAUCCGUGACCAGUUCCCAAACGCUGAGCUGAUGACCAAACUCACGCCGCCCAGCGAAGAGGCCAAGGAAUCACCCCACCAGUACCUACAAAUCAACAACGUGGACUGUAUAACAAAGCCAAGCAACAAGAUCACCGAACCCAAUGUCUCGGAGCAGAUCGUGAGUUACUACCAAGUCAACCACAUAGACACUUUCACCUACUCGCGGCCCUUCCACCAAGGCACCAAGGACCCCAACAACGAGUUCGCCACACUCUGCAUCGAGAAAACCACGCUCAAGACGACCUACUCCCUACCUGGCAUCCUGAGGUGGUUCCCGGUGCCCCCAGAAAAUGCAAGUUCGGUGACACUCACGCCUCUUGAGAACGCAAUUGACACCAUGACACAGACUAAUGUUGAGGUGCAUGAGCUCGUUCGAAAAUACCUGCGAGACCGGACGCUGACGCUGCCCCUGCACCCGCUCACCCGCAAGCUGUCGGGGGUGGUGGACGCAGCGGUGAUGGGCGGCACGGAGAACUACGAGAAGGCCUUCCUUCAUGACAAGUAUGCAGAGAGUCACCCAGAAGAUGCUGAGAAGAUGGAGAAGCUGAGGGAACUGCUGGCUGAACAGAUCCCACUCCUUGAAGCUGGUUUGUUCCUCCACGGAAAUCGCGUCACAGAGCAGAUGAAGGCAUUACACACUCACCUGGCCAAGAGGUUCCUGGAGAUGAAGACGCAAUUGCAGCAGAAGUACGGCGUAGUGGAUAUGCCGGCAGACAUCAAGCUGCUGGUUCAGACGUUCCAGGCCGCCAACGACACAGGAGGACACUUGGCCCGCAGCUCACAGCACUACCACACUUCCACCGCCUCCAUCGCCCUGCACGAUAGCAUUGAGGUGGAUGAGAUGAACCGUCACAACCACCACAACCACCACCAGUCCACCACCUCCACCACCUCCAGCGGCAGCCCAAGGAACAGCUUCACCCGCGGCCUGUUCUCUCACUCUACCCUUCCCCAUAAGUCCCUGUUUACGGGCUUCUCCAACUCCCAGAUGUCCCUGGCGCGGCGCAGCAUAGCCAAGGGUGGCACGCUGCCCCGAGGCAUCAAGAUAGCAUCAUCGAGCAAUGGAGGAACACCAAAGUCCAACAAGAAUAACAAGGGGAUCAGUCGUCUGCUGCGGCGUGAGAGCUUCUCGUCCCACCGCGAGGGGUCAACACAGUGGUUUGACAAGACUGACGGCAUGCAGACCCCCCCGCAGCAGCCCAUCCUGGAGUUGAGUGAACAGCUGAUGUCACAGCGACCCAAGAAGACGGAGCUGGACGUGGAUAAAUAUUACUCCACUCGGCCGCGCUCCCUCACCCUCACCCCCACCACCCCCACCACACCCGCCACGUCAUCCAUCGGCUCCAGGGAAAGUCUCAGCACGCCAACGGGCUCCCUGUGCGAGGAGGACCAGCCGCCACCGCUGCCCAUGAAGCAGAGGGACCAGGACGGGGACUACAGGAUGAGCGUCGCGUCACUGUCGUCGGGGAAUAAGGUGGGCAGGCACUGACUCACUUGUGUAGUU